Molecule: messenger RNA, 7291 nt
Organism: Homalodisca vitripennis (glassy-winged sharpshooter)
Lineage: Eukaryota; Metazoa; Arthropoda; Insecta; Hemiptera; Cicadellidae
Exons: 2
Coding region: 70-462 (130 amino acids)
Source: RefSeq, a predicted model, not a curated record
AUGGCGUGACGCGGUUGUAUUAGCUGUUAUCAUAGUGUGCUCCUCUCAUUGUAGUCGCUCAUCUUUACUAUGUGCUGUAUGUUAUCACUGGUUGUAGUGUCCGCUUUGUUAUUCUCAUCUCAAUCUCAGGGGGCUGCCUCAAUUGCCGAGGAGCCGAGACUAGGCUGGCAACAGAUCCUGCAGGAUGUGAGCAAGUCCUCAAGCCUGGCACAGGUGCUGUCAGAGUACCUGGCGGAUAUUGAGACAGUGGAGGCGGCGACGUCAAGGUGCUCCAAGGGCCACAGGGAUAAACAUCUCAGUGCGUACAGACACCUGGAGGAGUUGCUGCGGCAGUGUGAGGGUAGCAGCGGCCGACAGAGAGGGGCGCUGAGCCGCUGUGUGGAGGACAGUACCGAGGGAAUGGUCAGCGAUGUGCGGCAGCGAAUCAACGAGCUAAAGACCUGCGUAGAUUCCGUAGGGUGAUGUAGAAGAGAUGAGACGAUAACAUAAUCUAUAAAUAGAAUCUGUGAUUCUGUGAUUAGAAAUUGUGUGUGAUCGCAAAACGCUAAGAGUGCCAUUGAGAAAGCUGUUUACUUAUAUAUUAAAUACAAAAAUAUUGGCCACUUCAUUUAAUGCAAUUUAAAAAAAAGCAAUAUAGUAUUGUAAGGAAUUUUUUUAUUGAAAGCAACUCCUUAAUGAAUGAUUUUAAGGAAAAUUUUUCAUAUGAGGUAUUUAUAACAAUAAAUGUACUUCUUGAAUAGUAGAACUAAAUAUUAUUUUGUUAAAUGUUUACUGUCACGGAUAACUACAUGUAAUUGUAAGUUAUGAACGUGCCAACUGACAUAUUAAACGUGCAUAUAUUACAUAUUAAAAUAUCUGAAGUUUGAAAUUGUUUUAUACUUUUGGAUUAACACCUCAAAUACUAAAAGUAUGUUUUCAAAAUGUUGUAGUAAUUUGUAUCCACUGUUCACAAUCUUUGCGUUCAACAAUUCAAAUCACUUAAAACAUUAGACUAGCCAACUGUGAAAUUUUAUGCACUACUAGUGCUGCUAGUGAUCUAUGUUACAGACAACCCCGAACUAUUUUACUAUCGGGAGUCAGUGACUCAUUCGUUGAGGAAAAAUGAGGUUUAAGUAUAUGUAACAUAUCUGAAUGUGUUUUCCAGGAAACUUUUGGCGAACAGGACAAAAAGUUUUAUUUCAAUACGUUUAACAAUAUAUUUUCCUCUAUGACAUCAAUUCCAUUUAGUACACUGGAUUAUCUCUAUAUUACACAAUCUCUCACCAAAGUUAUUCUUGUCAUCGAUAUGUGAUUCUGUUGUUUAUAAAAAUUAAAUAAUUCUAAUGGUUUUCUAAUAUUGUAAAGCCUAAUAUUACCUUUUGUUACAAAAUAAAAAUCGACUUACUUUCAAUUCUUGCUUAUAAUAAAAUUAUGGCCGUUGUAUUAAAAAAGGUUUUCCUGCAUAUCUCAAAAACCACCUAUCGUAAUACCGUUACAGGAGAAUAAAUUACACAUUUCGUAUGUCUAAUUUUAUAGCUAAAUAUUAUACGAUUAUUUUAUUUACAUAUACUAAAAGUAUAUUUAUGGGAUCUUCUGGUGGAUUAGGCAAUGGUAAAAUGGAUUAAUAUUUAAUUGUUAAAUACUUUUUAUUUUAACGUCACCAUUUUUAGAUAUAAAGUGCAUUUUAUCAAAACCAACAAUUCUGUCUUCAAUUUAUAGAAGGUUAACAUUUGGGACAGUGACUACGUUUAUAUAAAAACCUUAAUUAAGUCCAUUAUUUCCUUCAUCUCUAGCAGGAAAUCUCCAUUCGUUCUUGGUAACUCACUAUAACUAUCGUAUUACUAAAAUUAUUUCUGGAAUAAUAGCUCCAUUUUUUCACAUGUCAGUUACAUCAAUGUACUGAUUGGUGCCUAACAGAAUGACAUUUAAAAAGAUAAAAAUAUGUCCAAAAUGCAUUAUUUCUACAAUAGACUUUUACUAGAGGAUUUUUAUAAUAAUUUAAAGCAAAGUAAAUUAUCAUUUAUUUUAUUUGAAGCUCUAAAAUUACUUUGUUAAUACUUUGAGUUAGUGCAGUAUUGUUUUAUAACAAUUCUAGAUAUACGUGGGCAAGAACAGGUCUGCAUGUACUUUAUUUCAAACUUAAACCAAAUAUUGGGAUACAUGUUUACUAUUGUUUUCAUUAUAAUAAAACUAACAACACCUAAACUCCCAAAAAUUGCUAUCUAUUAUUUGAAAAUUAAUAACCUAUUCCAUAAAUUUUGAGUUUGGUUUAAUAUUUCUGGAGUCAAUUUAGAGCAGAUCUUUUUCACUGUACAAUUGGUGUAAGAAGCUAGCCUAUAAGACACCCACUAUAAAUUCAAACUUAUAGUUACUUAUAAAAUCUUAAAUUAGCAGACCGUAACCAGUUUUCCCAAUAAGAUUUAUACAAGCGUGGAAGAUGGCCUUAAUCGUCUGUACCUUCUUAAGGAUCUAACUACCUUCUGUAGUAAGGUCUGAUAGUCAUCGAUUACAUUAGAGUUUUUCUGUCACCGCAAUGGAUUUUUACUCCACAUAUGUCUCAUAUGUCUUUAUUAUGUCCCAGUAGGUCACUCUUAUAUCAUAAAUUCUUCUUACACUUCGUUAAUUUCACUUCAUUCAUAGAAAUUGAUCUAAUUAAUCGUUCAGUGUUCAGAUGUAUACACGACAGAAAUCAAAUAUCAAGCGCUUUACAAACCCUUUCUAAUAAACUAUUUAACAAUAUAUAAAUCUGUUUUUGAAUUUCUGUUUAUUAUAUUUCCACUCCAUGAUGAGUACACGUAGAAUUUAUUCAAACUAUGUUUAAUUUAUUAAAUUUCCUUAAGUUUUUCAUUGUAUGUAAAUUUUAACUGCUCUGUAACGUUAUGUUUAUGCCUUAUGAAAUUAUUUUAAUUAUUUUUAAACAAAACAACCCUUUAAGUUACAGUGGAUUACUCAACCUACUACCUAAGUAGAGCACAUUUAAUGUCACGGCCAGAAAUGGUAGGUUAAUUAGUUUACUGUCAGCACCUGUCUUAUUGGCAUUUGUCUUAUCAUUGACAUUUGUUUUAUUCGAAUUGCACAAUCACUAUACCCCACACUAGAUUCACCGAUCGUUGACAAUGAUGUGCCGCCCACAAUUGAUAUGAUAUAGAGACAAGCUUCAUAUUGUCAGUAAACGUUUUAUGGCCGUUAUUACCAGUUGUUGAUUUUUUAUGUGCUCUUAAAGAAAAGUCAACCUCUUCGACCAUGUCAGGGAUACCUCUUGUUUAGUGUAACAAGCAGGGAGAGAGUGAAGUGUGAACUUAGCGCACAGGAAUCUAUCCAGAACAUGUAGGAUUUCUCCAGUUUCUCUCUCCAGUUUGCGACAAUCUUAGAAGGUCAUCGCGUUGUAGACGGGUCGUACUCUCAACAUCGAGUGAAUCCAGUACAUAUACUUUUAUAAAUGUGAAGUUUCAUCUCUUAAAUCUUAAAAUAAGAAGGCAUUAAUACUGUUAAAAGACCAGGCAACACUUAUGUUCACCACUACCCCCCGAAUAUGUUAUUAUUAACAAUAGCAGUUUAAAUAAUCGUGCAUACUGUAGCGCUCAGUAUAGUUGUACCGGUAUAACAGUGAUGUUUAAAUUGUUUUAUGUUCUCUACACGCUUCUACUUUCCGAAAACUGUCAUAUUUGUUAGUUCAAAGUUUAUUGUUAGAAUUCAGAGGAAAAUACAUGUAUGAAAAUAUCUGGAAUAGUGAGUCCGUCAACUCGCAAAUGAAUAUUUUCGUUAGAACGCUUCAUAUCCCUUACAAGCAGCAAUAACAAGGAUCGUAUUAUGUGACCAAACCCGUAGUAAAUAACAUGAGUUAUUGAAGUGUGGUAAACAAGAGUUGUGAAACCAAAUGAGUUAUGUAUGUUGUUGUUUGCGAGCCACUCAUGUGGCAUAGACGUCUUUAGUACUCGAGUGAACGAGCCAUAACUUCGACAUGAAAGUUACAACUUACUGUGGUUAAAUAUAUGUAAUCAUUUUUACAUGUAUUUUAAGACAUUAAGUUUUUUUACUUUCAUUCUAUUAACUUUAGUAGCAUGCGUUGCACGUUAAAAUACAUAUUAAAAUAUAAACAUGAUCUGAAAUAGUUCAUAUUAAACCAUGUUUAUUAUUUAUAUAUGGCUUAGUACGUUUUUACAUUAUACAUUUGUUUUUUUUAUUAUUUCAUUAAAAACACUAAACAUUAUUAAUAUUAUUAAUUGCCCUCCACAAAGUACAAUAAGAUAAACGUGUAUAUACAGUAUAAAAUCGUUUAUCCGGACCUCAAUCAUCGGGAUCUUCGGAAUAUACUUAGCAGUUUUAAAGAUUUAAGAAGAUAUAGGAGUACAAUAUUUGUAAAUAAUAAAGUAUUUUACAUAUGUUCAAGCAUAAUUUGUUUCUCGUUUAAACUUGUUCGUAGUUCGGAACAACAAGCAAACAUCAGACACAACGAUUCCGAGUCCCGUUCCGGCACUUAAGCGCACGGACAUGAUUACAAUCAACCAAGCCUUCUAAAAACCUUAUCAGCAGAUUAUUAUUUAACGGUAAGAGUCAACAGUGGAAACUAAUUUAAAAAUGAAGAACCGGAAGAUGUAGAAAUAGAUAAAUUAUGAAACUAUUUUAUACAAUUUUAAAUAUUUGAAUAUACAAGUAAUUGUAACAUUCACGUCUAAAAGCGAACACAAGCUGGGAAACUGUGUUUACUUGCGUCUGCAAAACCAUAGGACUUAAUAGAAACUUCAUUAGCAUAACAGAAAUCGUUUUAUAAGGCAGCCCUAGACAUAUUCAAUCAUUUAUAUAAGUAUAUAAUUGUACAUAUUGUAUACAUAUGGUGAGUCAGCUAAGGUGCCUAAACCUAUAUUAAGAAAACGGAUAGAGCUAUAACAAAGAAACAAGCGACCCUGCCUAAUAAAAUACAUUAAAUCUGUUUAUAAUAACUUCAUCCGGUUUAAAAAAACAAGAUAUACAAACCUGAAGUUCUCUGAUCUGCAUCUCAACAAUUUCAAACACAAACCUGUGACAUAUGAUACAUGGCUUUUAAGUUCUACUUAACACAAAAAAGUAAAGUUAGUUUUCAAAACUAUUUUCCCGUUUCAAAUUUCAAACACAUAACAACAUUCGGAUUUUAUAUAAAACUGGUAUUUUAUACAAAUCCAAAAAUAAAACAAUAAAACCCAAAAAUGUUUACUCUGGAAUAAACAUUCCAUAAACUGAACAUAAUUAUUGAAACUUGCCCAAAUCCCAGUAUAAUAAAUAUUGUUUAGAGUCUAAAAGGGCAUACAUAAAAGAUAUUUAUGGAAGAUAACAUAAUGUUUGUCACCUCGUUUUACUUCGUUGAAAAAAUAAUGUUUUCCCUGAAACACCAAUUUUGUUUUGGUUCACCAUUUUUCAUCGGUAAAUUGAUUUAACAAAAUUAAAAACAUUUAAAACGAUUCAGAAGAUUUAAUGAUAACAAGGUGCUACAGGUGAUUGUUCUAAAGAUUUUAGAGAGCAUUUACACUAUCAAGAAACAUUAGUCGUGGAAUUAAGUUUAUUAUAUUUCCACGAAAUUAGAAAUUAAUUAUUUCCCAAGAAAACCUUGUUGAACAAACUUUAAUAACUUGAAAUGAGGAAAGAAAGGAACAAGAGGAGAUGAACCGGAAUCCUCUGAGACUGUCUUAGAAUCUUACUAAGUGAAAGAAGGUGAUGGUGAAGUCAGAAGGAAAUGAGGUGUUCAUCUUACAGAACUUCGGAAAUGAGAAUGAUGAUUAACGUGGGCAUUUUAUUAUUACCUUUAGGACACAGUUAUAUUUCUUAUUACUUGUCUCCCUUCUCUAUUCAAACGUAAAUGUAUACAUUUAAAUAUUACAUAAUUCAGGGUGCAUCGUUUGUUUUACUGUACUUUAGGAUUUUGUGGAUGUUUGUAAGUAUUAAUAUCAGGAGAAUAAAUGCUUCAACACGUCUUUUUAUUAUUGGGCUAAAAUAUUUUUAAUGUUAUAUUAAUUUUUUUAAUGAUGCUUUUCAAAACAUAUCAGACAACCGAGCGGAGAUCCACCACUACAGAUUUGUGAAGCCCAACUCGAUCAACUCAUAUUGUGUGUGGAAGGGAAUAAAAUAGUUUUAGUUUUUUAUUUCAAUAUUAUGCAAGAUAAAAGGUUGGUGUAAAAUGAAUCAAUAAAGCUAAAUAUUAUUUACAUUAUUACAUUUUAUUCAAGAAAUAUAUUAUACAACACUGCUCGUAAUCUAGUGAGAAACGUGAAUCGCUAUAUCUAUCUACUACACUGGGUAACGUAAUAAAAUAUAUAGGGUAACGUGAACUGUGUUACUAUAUUCAUCUACCUAAAUCUUACCUAACUUGCACUCGUCUCCAGGAAUACCUCUGAAUUGAGUUCCAAAUUUAAUAAUUAUUCCUAAACUUACAACUUGUAAGAAACAUUAAACAAGCAUCAAUGAAAGAUUUCAUUUAUACACUUAUGUAUAGUCUUGUCUCUACAAGUUUUUAUGGUGUUGUUGUACAAAAUAUGUACUGUAAAAGUAAAUGGAAUUCUACAGAAUAACGUUACUCGGGGUAGCCAUGAUGCUAAUUGGUCAGAAUUUUUUCGAUUUUUUGAUUGGGUACAAGUUAAUAUGUAUAUUUAUCAGUCAUGAAUUUUAUUUUAUUUUACAGAGAAACUAUUUUUACAACGUUAAAACAUAGUAAACGUUAAAUAAAUCAAAAUUUAAUUUAAUUCCAGAUCCUAGCACUUAAAAUUUAUAAUUGGGCUACUUAAUUAAAUACUAAAGAUAAUAAUAUUAAGAAGAGGGAUUUUUUUAUCAGAGGACUUUAUUGAUCAAUUUUUACAAAGGUAUGGAGAGGCCUCACCGACCCAUAUAUUUUUCUGGAACUAUAUCCGUUCGCAAUAAAACCCCUAUGUAUUGGAUUCUUGGCAAAGUCAACAUUUUUCUCAGGGUUAAGAUUUUAAUAAAAUUAGAAAUAUUUUUAAUAAAUAAACGUAAAUAUAUCAAAUAUAUGCAUGUAUCAUUUAUUUUAAGGUUACUUUUAUGAAUAGUCCACUCAUCAAUUGUCCUCUAGAAACCACUUAUAUUGAACGGUAAAUUUAGAAAUAUAGAAUAUUGUUAUUAAUAUUAUUAUUAUCAAUUUUUUUUUGUCAAAUGCACAGUGAAUAGUGAUAACUGAAAUAAAAUGUUAUAAUUAAAAAACACUAAGUUUUAUUCUAUAGGAAUUCAUUUAUAUGAUAGAUUUAGAACUACUCUAAAAAUGAAUUAGACAACAUUGUAUCACUGUUACUUUUGAAAACAUUUCUAAACAUUAAAUCACAGUUCCUUACUA